AUGUUUUACACAAUCUCCUACAACAAUAGCUCGGCGGAAGUCGACAGCGUUUCCAAAAUGGCCAGCAACCACACCUUUGGAGAAUGUCGACAAUCACGGCUUGCUUGUAUAGAAUGCCGUGCUCGAAAAACAAACGCGCCACUAACACCGGAACCAACAGGUCAAAUGCUCUGGAGAAAGCACAGGCUGCCAGCGAUGUCAAGGGACCGGUAUUACAUGCGUCUUUCCAGAGAGAACAAAGCGUGGCACCAAGAGACGAAAGAACUCGGCUCCCUCCGACAAUCACAGCAGCUCAAAGAGCAACUCAGGCAGCGAGACGAGCCUCAACAAUGGCGAUAG
Molecule: messenger RNA, 339 nt
Organism: Trichoderma gamsii
Lineage: Eukaryota; Fungi; Ascomycota; Sordariomycetes; Hypocreales; Hypocreaceae
Exons: 2
Coding region: 1-339 (112 amino acids)
Source: RefSeq, a predicted model, not a curated record